Molecule: messenger RNA, 2055 nt
Organism: Helicoverpa zea (corn earworm)
Lineage: Eukaryota; Metazoa; Arthropoda; Insecta; Lepidoptera; Noctuidae
Exons: 3
Coding region: 226-1470 (414 amino acids)
Molecular function (GO): zinc ion binding; nucleic acid binding
Source: RefSeq, a predicted model, not a curated record
GUACUACGUAUAAUAAACGUUGCACGCUAGAUGGCGCGACGGUCGGUGGCGGGGAGCGUGGCUAGCGAGUCGCUAGGCGCGCUCAUGCCCGAGGGAACCGCCGAGCGAUUAAGUGUGUUACAACUGUAAUCCGGUGUUUUAUUUUCCGUGUACAUACAAAGCGAACCGUACAAGUGGCGACCCUGCCAGGAUCACAAAAGGAUAACGUAGUCCCAAAACAAUAACAUGUCACACUUACCGCCACUAGAACCAUUGGAUUGUGACGGUGACCCAGCUUCGGUGGGUUUACGUUGGGAAAAAUGGAAACGUGCACUAGAGCUAUACCUAAUUGCUACUAAUGUAACUAAAGCUGAAGCAAAACGAGCAGUUCUCUUACACAUGGGUGGCCUAUCCCUGCAAGAAAUUUAUUAUAAUAUUCCUGGAGCACAUUUAGAAACCGUGGCUAACAGUGACACCGAUAUUUUUACUGUUGCCAUUAAUAAACUAGAUGAAUAUUUCGCACCUAAGCAAAGUAGGGUAUAUGAGCGUCAUUUGUUUAGGCUUAUCAAACAAGAAACUGGAGAAAAAUUUGAUAAGUUUCUUGUUAGGCUUCGUCAUCAAAGUUCGAAAUGCAAGUUUACCGCUCCUGAUGAAAAUAUGAUCGAUCAAAUCACCGAAAAAUGCGAGUCAGCUAAAUUAAGAAAAACAAUUUUGACACUCGGUGAUGACGUCACACUUGAUAAAAUUAUAUCCGAAGCCAACGCUUUAGAAACUGUUAACCGUCAACUCAAUAACUUUGGACUGCCAGGACCUAGUAAAGAGAUUUCAGUGAAUAGAUUAGAGACGCGCUCAGUUAAAAAUAAAUCGAGUUCAAAUUCAUGUUCGCGAUGUAGUGGUAACCAUCCAAGUGAUAGCAAGUUAUGUCCGGCCCGUGAUAAAAAAUGCCUCAAGUGCGGGUUCAUUGGACACUAUCGAAAACAGUGUAGAACCAGGGCAUACAAACGCAAAGCUAAUGACAAUGUGUCUAAACCGAAUCAGGCUAUACAUCCUGAUAAAAAGCCAAAAAAUAAGUCAGACGAGGUUGAUUACAUUUUCCACAUUGAAGGUGACGACACUGUUAAGUGUAUUCUUGGCAAUGUUGGAAUAGAGAUGUUGAUCGACUCUGGAAGUAAAUAUAAUAUAAUUGGUGACGAAACCUGGCGUGUUCUCAAAAGCAAGAAGAUUCGAGUUGAAAACCAAACCAAUAACCCAGACAAAACUUUCAAGGCAUAUGGAAGUGAAAAUCCUCUGACGAUUCUGGGGGCAUUUGAUGCGACCAUAAUGGUUAAUAGCGAAUUUCCGACUGUGAAAGCGACUUUUUAUGUAGUGAAAAACGGCACAAGGAAUUUGCUUGGAAAAGACACAGCUAUCAAACUUGGAGUCCUGAAACUGGGAAUAGGAGUAAAUGCAGUUGAUGGCGUAAAUUCAGGGACAAACUACCAUCAGUGGUAGAUAUUGAAUUUUCUGAAGUAGAUCUGGAAACAAAAGACAGAGAUACAACCAUGAAAACUAAGGGCAAAGAGUAUGCAGACAGGAAAAGACAAGCCACAGAAUCAAAUAUAGAAGUUGGAGAAAAAGUAUACGUAAAAAAUAUGAUCAAGGAAAAUAAAUUGUCUACUACGUUCAAUGAUGCGCCGCACACAGUCGUCAAUAAGGACGGUAAUGACGUCGAAGUAGUAAACGAUGAAAAUGGAAAGCGACUUCGUAGGAACAUUGUACAUCUCAAGAAGGUUGAGGGUAAAUGGGAAGUUUGUCCAAAUAAUUCUCCAGAGAUCGACGGAAAUGAGGGAUUGAUUGAAAAUAAUUGAUUAAAUUUUGUCUGACGUUGUUUGGUUGUAUUGUGAUUCUGAUGAGUAAGCUACAACAAUCAUUUCAUUUUUCUAAUUUUGUAAAAGGUAGAUAUGUAGUGUACUACGUAUAAUAAACGUUGCACGCUAGAUGGCGCGACGGUCGGUGGCGGGGAGCGUGGCUAGCGAGUCGCUAGGCGCGCUCAUGCCCGAGGGAACCGCCGAGCGAUUAAGUGUGUUACAACUGUAA